UUGGUCUACGAAUGGCGCGCUUUUCCCCCUAGCUGUGGCCAGUCGGUGUGAUAUACAAACAGCCGGACUUAAACUUUGUGCCUUGUUUGUGCCCCCGGGAAAAUAUGGCCCAUCCACACGAUUAUCUGUUCAGUGAAAGUGCCACAGUGGAGGAUGAAAACGAUGGGAUUAUUCCGUCCGAUGACGAUGAACUCCCGGAUGCGGACGGCGACGAUGCUGCCGAUGGAGACGAUGCAGCCGGCCCAUCCAAACCGGUACCGGUGGAGGCGAAGAAGAAAACGGUCCGAAAUCCGCGAAACAUGCUCAACGAAGCGAAACUGUGUGGCCCACGCGGUAUAAUCGCUCUGAAGGAUCAUUUCAAAGAUUUCAAGUUCCAUGGGAAAGGCCACGAAGCGUCCGAUCUGAACAGGAUGAUGCGCCACUACGAGCACUGGGCCCAUCGUCUCUAUCCGAAGUUCCACUUCGACGAUUGUAUGGCCAAGAUCGAGAAGCUCGGUCACAAGAAGCAGGUACAGAUGUACAUGAACAAAUAUCGGUCCGGUUUGUUGCAGCAGGAACUGGAUGAGGCGGCCGCCAUACGCAGCGAGGAAGACGAGCCGGAUGACAAUCGUCAAAUGAACCAACCGCUGGAUCCGUUGGACAGUAUGCUCGAGGAGCAGAUAGCUCGGUCAAGGGGGCGAACAUCGAUUGCCAACACAUCCGGCAUUGGAAAUCUCUCCACAGACACGGCCUUCGACGCGGUCAGGCAGGAUGGAGUGAAUCCACUGACGGAGGAGAGCAACGUGCACGCGAAUGCCUUGAAAGAUACACAACAGGUGAUGAUGCCGAAACCACCACCCAUUAUCAACGAGGAACUGAAGGCAAAAAUUGAAGCAAACCGAUUGAAAGCGCUAGAACUGCGGAAGGCACGCAUGCUAGCACAAUCACAAGGCAGAAAUGAAACCGAAAAUACGGAAAACGAUUCUAGCACCUUGACACGCAGCCCCGAUGCGCAAUAAAAAUAAAGUUUUGUAAAUCUUCGAAUA
Messenger RNA from Anopheles stephensi (Asian malaria mosquito), 1025 nucleotides. RefSeq names its product protein TIPIN homolog. Gene Ontology annotation, molecular function: DNA binding. NCBI's taxonomy places the organism in Eukaryota, Metazoa, Arthropoda, Insecta, Diptera, Culicidae. The record is from RefSeq and is a predicted model, not a curated record. Gene Ontology annotation, biological process: DNA damage response; DNA replication checkpoint signaling; replication fork arrest. The transcript has a single exon. Gene Ontology annotation, cellular component: nucleus; replication fork protection complex. The coding region runs from base 105 to 998 and encodes 297 amino acids.